This is a messenger RNA of Paramuricea clavata, 3537 nucleotides long. NCBI's taxonomy places the organism in Eukaryota, Metazoa, Cnidaria, Anthozoa, Malacalcyonacea, Plexauridae. The record is from the annotation of a GenBank genome assembly.
AAGUGAACGCGAAACGGCCUUGUGGUAGAGGAUUACUGAGGAAUGUCAAACUUCCUGCACACACAAAGGUUGCAGUCAAACAACGCAAGGCAAAUCAUAUUACCGUUGUGUGCGAUAAAGGAUAUUACUUUAGCAAAGGAGAAAAUACAAGGCAUUUAUCUUGUAGGAUUUUAAGGACGUUACGAAAUAAUCAAAUUCCUCAUUGCAAAGGUACGUGGAUAUUCUUUGGAUCGAAUGCUGUCAGUCUAGAAAAAAUAUGCCAAAUAUUGACUGUUUUUCAGUAUGCAUUCCAAGGUUGCAUGAAUGUCUUUAAGACUUUCUAAUGUCGAACUUUUUUAGUCUACAUUUAAUAAAUCACGCAAAUCCUUUGUGAGCAAAUUGGGUGACGGAAAGUGCGGUUUCUGAAGGUAAUUAAGGGCCCCCAGAAAAAGUGGCGAAACAACAUCAGAGUGAGAGUAAGGGCCCUCACCGUUAUGGACCUUGAAUUUCGUGUGCGAACCGGGCUUCCCCGUGGUAAAGUGACCGAGAGAUGCGAAGGUCAGGACGAGGGUAUAAGGGUCCCAGGACCCCCCGCCGUUAUGGACCUUGCUCCCUUUGCCAGUGUGUGCUUCACCGUGGAUGAAGUGGGGCCGAGUGGACAUCACUUUCCGCCCCGCUUUCUUUAUUUGUUUUUCAAAUAGGUCGAUUGAAAUUUACAACUUUGCUUUAAAAUACAAAGAUUUGUUGUUGACUACAUCAAAUUACAAUAUAUAGUUAUUAAUUAAUUAAUCUAUCAGUUGGCCCUUGCCUACCGUAUUUACUCGCUUGAGCGCCGCGGCGCUCUUUAAAUUUUCAGCGCAGGGCGCUGAUAUAUAGGGCGGCGCAACGCCAGUGAUUUCGCCGAUCGACGUGUGAUGCGGGGCCUGGUAAGCAAUUUCCUGCACUACACGGUCAGCGGUAGUCAAUCUUAAUCUAACAUUGCUCUAUGUCUUAGCAUUGUUAGCAACCUGCAUAUAGCAACAACACUGCAAUAAAAACAAAUUUUAAAAGUUGUGAAAUUAACUUCGUUUCACCCAAUUUUUAACGUUGUUUCAACUGACUAAGUUGUCUCUAGCUUUUUUAUUAUCAUUAUCAAACAUGAAUUAAACAACAACAACAAAUAAAACGAACGAAAUUUUAUUUUAAUAUCAUGUUAUAUAGUUUAAUAUACAGUUUUUAGUCGAUCAUAUUAUUGCCGAUCUGAAUUUUUGAACGUCUUUUCACUAUAAACCAGUAUAGCCUUGACUUACUAGAGGACUUAGCACUAGAGUAUAGCCUAGAUUUUUACAUCAGAUAAUUAAACAUUUUUUUCCAACACAGUUUAAUCUUGCAGCCUUGUUCAUCAGCACAUCUUAUUGUCUAAAACACAAACAUUCAUGGAAAACCAUGAGUAAAAAUAUACAAUACCCAAAUCUAUUCUAUACUAUCAGUGUUAUUAUAAUUAUAUAGUAUACAAUAACUCUAACACUCUCGAAGUUUUCGAUAAAAUAAAUUGAUUUUGAAGUUUUUGUUUUAAAAUAUAAGAUUUUCCAAAUUUUUCGGUUAAAACUGCUGACAACAUUUUCGCUGCAAAAGACUUUUGAAAGUGCGAAAGCAAUGUAUAUGAUCGGCUUUUGCUCAAUGUUCGAUAGAAGAAACAUCGACCUUCGAUCGAGUACCCCUGAUUACAAGUUAGAUAGAGGGCAAGAAUCCAUCUCAAACUAUUUUAUUUCAACGAAUAUCGAACACAAUACUUGUCGCCUAGCAUCCGAAGAAGAACUACGAUGUUGGCAGAAUUUUAACCUGUAAAGCGCCCAGCAUAUAUAUAUAUAUAUAUAUAUAUAUAUAUAUAUAUAUAUAUAUAUAUAUAUAUAUAUAUAUAUAUAUAUAUAUAUAUAUAUAUAUAACUACAGACGGUACCGUUUCGGCCUUAUGGACCUCAUCAGUGUAGUGCUAAUGAGCAGGAUGAAAGUAACUGCUAUUUACAGUUACCUUUGAUACCUCACGAUUGUGGGACAAUGCGUAAGCGGCAUGGCUCAUCCUGUAGAGCGCUCAAUAUGAUCUGAAGGCCAUAGAGCGAUAUAUAUAUAUAUAUAUAUAUAUAUAUAUAUUUUGUUGGUUAUAAAAACUUUUGACAAAGUGCUCAAUGGAAAACCAGAGCAUGUUUAAAUUAAGGUACAACAAAUCAACAAAAUCCACUGGGCAUCUUUAUUACUAAAUAGUUUCGUACCAUGCACUCUUCAGAUAAAUUGACCUAAUCAUAUGGACACGUAUUCUUAUAAGAAUACAUGUCCUCUCAACAAGAAAUGCUUAACAAACGGCAUUGUCUACCAUGCAAAGAUCGCAGCAGAGGACAACGGGGAAACAAGGCAUUAUAUAGGAAUUACGGCUACAACUUUCAAGGAGCGUUUUAGGAAACACCAGAAAUCGUUAAACAUCGAUACGUAUGCUAAUGACACUGAAUUGUCGAAGUACAUAUAGAGUUUGAAGAAAAGCAAUCGCCCAUACAAAAUUAAAUGGACCAUCCUAAGUGCAGUCAGAUCGGUACGUACAUCGAAAACGAUUUCUGGCGGGAAAAUACAUUCGCGUGCAAUGCAACAACGUGCGCCAUCAUACACGACGGAAGAACGCGCAAGCACGCACGCGCAUGCAAACAAAACUAAACGGUUAAAUUUAGUUAUGUGUGUGUUUGUGUAUUAGGGAGCUUUAGAUUUGACUACGAGUACGACUACCGCUACGAGAUCUGACCGUAAGAGGUCUGGGUCUAGAAUUACGUUGUCGUAGCCGUAGUAAAACGGUUUGUUGUUUAGAUGACAACAACAACUACGAGUACAACUGUCACGACAACUCGACUUCUCGUGACAGUCGAUUUGUCUUGACAAUUGUACUUGUACAGUUACAUUUUGCCAAAAUGUAUUGCAAUCAGUCCAUUUUUGAAGCAGCUGCAUUGCUAUUCAUUCAAGAAUGCAUUAGCGAAGAGGAACUCCUUGUUAUUUAUGAACUAACAAGGCGCAAGUCACCGGAAUUUCCAUACUGGCAAUAUGAGCAUAUCGAUGUUCAAUUGCAGAAUAUGAACGACGAUGAAUGCCUUGCAGAGUUCAGGGUAAAUCUAUCGGAAUUGAAAGCGUUAGCAGAAGCGUUGAGCAUUCCUGAACACUUUACUUGCCCUAAUGUAACAGUGGCUACUGGUAUUGAAGGAUUGUGCGUGGUUUUAAGGCGUUUUCCUACCCUUGUCGGUGAGCUAAGCAUAAUAGCCUCAGAAGUAACUGAUUUCAUGUACGAAAACCACGGUCAUCUUUUGCGAACAUUUAAUCAACAAUGGCUGGAACCAGAUCGCCUUGUAUAGAGUUUGCAAAUGCUAUCCACAAUCACGGUGCAGCAUUGACAAACUGCUGGGGUUUUGUUGACGGAACUGUAAGACCAAUUGCUCGCCCAGAUCAGCAUCAGCGAACUGUUUACAACGGACAUAAACGGGUUCAUGCGAUAAAAUUUCAGUCUGUUGUUCCACAUAAUGGGCUUAUUACAAAUCUUUACGGACCA